Molecule: messenger RNA, 1256 nt
Organism: Brachypodium distachyon (stiff brome)
Lineage: Eukaryota; Viridiplantae; Streptophyta; Magnoliopsida; Poales; Poaceae
Product: GDSL esterase/lipase At5g03610
Exons: 5
Coding region: 1-1077 (358 amino acids)
Molecular function (GO): hydrolase activity, acting on ester bonds
Source: RefSeq, a predicted model, not a curated record
AUGGAGGCCCCAGCGAAGAUCAUCUCUUUCUUCUGCCUCCUGCUUGUUCUCCAAGCUACUCGUGUGGAGUCUAGGAAGAACUACUGGUUCAACAUGUUCAAUUUCGGGGAUUCGUUUGCGGACACCGGGAACACCCCCAAGUCCGGCGAUCGCCUGUCGCGUGCUUGGCACUACCCCUUCGGAAUCUCCUACAAGGACUACAACGGAAACCCUGGCGGCAACAAACCUACCGGCCGAUUCUCCGACUACAUGAUCCAACCCGAUCUCAUCGCUAGGAUGUUGCGGAUCCAUUCAGCUCCUCCAGCGUACAAGCAGUCGGGCUACUUAUGCCACCCCUACGGCAUGACCUUCGCGGCCGCCGGCGCCAGCGUGUUCGAGGCGCCGGAGAAUAACGGCGUGUUCGUGCCGACCCUUUCCCAGCAGAUCAACAAGUUCCAAGACCUGUUGAGGACUGGAUUCAUAUCGUCCACGCGCCUCGAAGGCGCCGUGCUGCUCGUCGCCAUCUCGGCCGGCAACGACUACCUGCCCAAGAUCCACCUCAUGGACGAGUCCAUCAGCAGUAUCGCCCCUUAUGUUGAGAACGUGACGAGCGAGAUUGCGAGGAACGUGGAGCGGCUGCGGAAUCUGGGGGCCAAGAAGAUCCUGCUGAACAACAUGCCCCCUCUCGGGUGCACGCCUCGGCACGCCAGGCUGAGCAACUACGCCGGCUGCGAUGGCCACGGCAACUUCCUCGCCUCCGUCCACAACGACAACCUGCAAGUGAAGCUGGGAAUAAACACCGACGUCCACAUUGUCGACCUCUAUUCGGCCUUCACCAACAUCACCAGCCAGCUCACAAACGAUACCGCUUCGCCGGUGUCGGACCAGUUUACGACGAAGCUGGCGCCGGCCUGCGAGGCCAAGGAUCCCAAGGGGUACUGUGGGCUGAGAGAUGACGAAUCCAAUUACUUGUACACUCUGGACGCAGAUCAGGUCGAGAAGCACUUCUACUGGGACGACAUGCACCCGACGAGUGCAGGAUGGGAGGCUGUCAUGAAGCAGCUGGAAGAGCCCAUCAAGUACUUCCUAGAUCACUAGAUCGAUGAUCAGAACUAGUAGUAUAUCCAUAUGCCAUAUAUGCUUUGCCUAUCAAGCGGCUGUAUAUUGAGUUCGGAUUUCAUUACUAGUUUGGAGUUUGUUCAGGUUGCUGUUUUGGACAAUAGAUUGUGCUAAUCUAUUUGGUUAGGUAAAUAGUACAUGAUUUUUAGGAAACAGUU